AGUUCAUCCCUCUUGCGCAACCCCCUUGUUACAGUACGAACGUCACGUGUAAUAAUUCGCUUCAGAAGUGUUUCCGAAGUCAGACACUAUCUUUCAUUGUGCGAGUCAUUUUCGAAGAGCAAGAGACUGAACCUCAAGUCAAGAGCACUAUAUAACGAUAGUUACCAGGUGGAGGCUCGAAAAAUUAAAAUGCCUUAUGAUAGUACUACGAACAGUGCGCGCAUAAUCAUGAAACGGAGAUCUCCGGCCAUGAGCAGCAUCCUGCUGCUCGCCAGUCUGCACCAAAGAGAGCAGAGUAUUUUCGCGAAUGCGCUUCGCACGCAGUUGAAAAAGCACACCAAGCAAACCACAGCUUCGAAAUUACAGCUCGCCACUACCGCUUCGUCGAAGAUGAUGAAGAGCGCAAUCGCGGCGCAAAAAACACAUAAUCACCUCGAAACUACAGGCGGGUCCUGCACCUGCAACAACGCAGCCGGUGCUGCAGAUUGGGACGGAGAGGUGUGGAUUACGGGAGCGAAAAGGGCUGAUCUGUGCCGACAGGGUCACUCGAUCAAGUGGAACGUUGACGAAAAAUCCCGCUGGAUUACCGGCUGGCUGAGCGGUAGCGACGUGCCGGAAGGGCAGCUUGACGACUGCAAUGCGCAACGGGUAGGAUCAGACUUCGACGCCAGUAUGGGUGUGCGCUUCAGCAUCAGCGAGCAAUACUGGACCGCGCAAGACGCUGCGAGGUCCCCUAUGCGCUCCUUUAUUUCGCCACUGUGGCAAUCCGGCGCCGACGGGUCCUCAAACAAUGACCGCAACCCCGACAACCAGCGGUUUUCUUUCUCCGUUUACAUCACCGACGUUGCGAAAACCCUCGGUGGGGUCAAUCAAAUGUUUUUCUGGACCGACAGCGGCAGCAUCCUGCAGGUAAUUUUCGGGCAGAACCAGCACUAUGGGAACGGCCAGGUUCUCCUGUGUACCUUCCCAGGAAACGAUGCGCAAAAAUUCGGUCGGGAGGACGAUUGUGUCUCGACCACGGAAAUACCGACCGACGCUUGGAACCGCAUUGACCUCGACAUGGGGGCACCGGGGGAGUACACCGUGCAUUUCAACGGACAGCAGGUGGCAACCAAGGCGGACGUUUCGGACGGGGGGCGCGGGCCCACGUACCCGCAGUUGGGUGGCAGCUGCCGCACGGAGCAAGAACAGGGCGACAUCGGGAAAACCUGUGACGGCUACACGUUGUACAUCAAAGACGUGUGUCUCGGGGAGGCAACCGGCACCUGUCCCUCCGGCACGACGGGCAUUCCGCCCAGCCAAGCCCCGGCCUUUGCGACAGUUGCCGACGCCGACUCACCCGACGCAGACAGCCCGGGAGACCCCCUGCUGGAUCCCUCGCAAGAUCCGCUAUCUGAGCACGAGACCGAGCCGCCUGGGACGACGCCGGGGGGCACGCCAGGGGGCACCAGCCCCCCCUCGUCCGGUGCACCAUCUUCUGGCGGCGGCGCAGGCUCCAAUGGCGAUGCAGCAAACGGCGGGAGUGUUUCGGCUGGUGGUGGUACGUUUGAGAAGUGGACCCCGGGGGACGGGGAAACGGUAGACGAUCCAACCACGUUGGGAGGCGACGGGGGUUGCUGUUAG
Amoebophrya sp. A120 is the source of this 1623-nucleotide messenger RNA. The record is from the annotation of a GenBank genome assembly. NCBI's taxonomy places the organism in Eukaryota, Dinophyceae, Syndiniales, Amoebophryaceae.